This is a messenger RNA of Archocentrus centrarchus (flier cichlid), 1161 nucleotides long. RefSeq names its product CMRF35-like molecule 8. NCBI's taxonomy places the organism in Eukaryota, Metazoa, Chordata, Actinopteri, Cichliformes, Cichlidae. Gene Ontology annotation, cellular component: plasma membrane. The transcript has 6 exons. The coding region runs from base 1 to 1095 and encodes 364 amino acids. The record is from RefSeq and is a predicted model, not a curated record. Gene Ontology annotation, molecular function: transmembrane signaling receptor activity.
AUGCUGCAAGACUGGAGGGCUUCAGCACUUGCCGAGGAAUCUCCUGGAUUUUUAAAAGCAGCUACAUUGACAGACGGAGCCAUAAUCAAUGUAGAGGGAUUCAAAGGGAGAAAUGUGUCCUUCCAGUGCUCACACAAAUUUGCAUGGUCAAAUAAUAAAUACUUUUGCAAAGAUCCGUGUAAAAGCACAGAAGACAUACUGGUUACUGUGGAAUCAGGUAGAAGAGCACAGUCAGGGAGGAUAACUCUGGUGGAUUCUGGGGAUGGAUCCUUGACUGUGACCUUCAGCCAUCUCCAGCUGUCAGACUCACAGAUAUACUGGUGUGGAGCGGAAAGAUUUGGUUUCGACACAUAUACUGAUGUACAGCUUAUGGUAAAGAAAGCUCCAGAAACUGAGACAACUGUUAUGCCUGAUGUAUCGUCUACAUGGACAGAUCAAAAUAACACAACACACUUCACAACUGAAACAGGAACAAUGAGGCCUACAGAACUAUCAACAGCCGUAAACUUCAUUUCUGAAGAAGAUCUUAAAAUCAGCUCAGGCACCAUCAUGUAUGCUACUGUUGGGGGAGUUGCUCUGAUCUCCCUCUUGCUGUUGGCAGUAUGCAUCAGGAAGUCCAGAAAAACCUCAAAGUGUAAAAUACAAGUUUCCUCCAACAUCGCAGAUCUCAGCAAUGCAAAUAAAGGAGAGAGGACGAGGCAUAAUAAAGAGUCACCUGAGCCUCUUUCUGUCUCUACUCACCAACACAGACAAGAUCCACCAACAUCUGAACCCACAGCAGCCAGUAGCAUACCCCUUCGUAUCCAUGAAAACAUCCCUUUGUCCAAACGUCCUGCAGGUUCAGGAUGUUCACCCACAAAUGACUAUGAUAAUAACUCUGGGGUCUAUAUGAAUCCUUUGCCAGCUAUAAAAUAUGAAAGAACAGGUAAUGGCACUCGUGGAAAAUGCAUAACUAAACAGGAGACAUGCAAAAAUACAGAAAGCUCUACCAACAGUGCAUUUUCUUGUGUCUCCAAAGCACCCUGUGAAUCCACCAAGAAGGAGCCCAGAUCACUUUGGUUUGGUUUAGAUAUAUCAGAAAUAAAUCUGAGUUAAUCUUAAUCUGAUUUGUAUAUUUUUGUAUGAAUGAGUAAAUAUGUAGGACUGCUUUUUUUGCAUUUG